GUACUUUUUGUGAGUUUUUAAUUAAAUUAAAUUACAGAACAGACUUCAGCAUGUUGUUGAAAGAUUUGCAGGUUAAACUUUAGAUAAAUUGUUGUUUUCAGAAACUCUUACGAAACCAAACGAUCCCAUCUCAACACUCUUCCCCCUCGGCAAUAGAAGUCAGGUAUGAAUGAAGGAUCCACCCUCAGUUUCGCUCUCGUGGGUUUAUAAGGCGCAGUGCGGAGCUUUGAAGCUAAAGUCGUGCGACAGAGAGCAACUGGACAACCAUGAGGACUCCAGCGAUUCUGAUCAUAGGCCUGGUGCUUGCGCCCUGUGGAUGGAUCCUGGACCUGACCAGCACGGUUGCGCCCAACUGGCGCCAGCUCGGCACACUUUCCAACCAGCCUGUCGGUACCUACAUCACCCAGGGCAUCUGGGACAUCUGUCAAACUUCUACCACAUCCAAUAGUCCUACCUGCAACUUGCGAGCCAACGACCAAAUAUAUUUUAAGAACCAGGUUAUUCCAGUCGCGCAGGGGAUGAUGAUCGCGUCGCUGAUUGUUACUGCAAUCGGGCUGGCGGUGCUCACACCUGGUGUGCGCUGUUGGACCGACCAUAGUCCCCGAUGGGCCAUCGCUGGAGUCGGUGGCCUGCUCAUUUUCUGCUCGGGGGUUCUCACGAUCAUUCCUAUCGCCUGGUACACGAAUGUCCUGACCAGUCUCAACACGAGUACCGUCUUUGCAAACCCGCAAAGCCCGGACAUCAGUGUGGGUUACUGCAUAGUUUUGGGUUAUAUAGGUGGGAUCAUGGAAGUGAUCGGCGGUUUGAUCAUAUGCGUGGGAUUCUGUCGAUGCUGCGGAGGACGGAAUCGUGGAGAGACACCACGACCGUCGCGCGAUCUCCGUGACACUGCUCGCUAUCGGGACCGGGGAGAUCGGGACCGAGGAGAUCGGGACCGAGGAGAUCGGGAAAGAAACAGGAAUCCCGUCCCGUAUCCACGCAGCAACUUACCGAGGAGCGUCACUCCGAGCAGCCAGGCGUAUUCCCAGUACUCUGCGGAAGAGGAGUUAGAUUACCCGAGAGCCAAAGCUCAAAAGAAAGGCACGACCAAUCCUUCCUACAACCCACGACCUUACGACGUGGAUCUGUGAUGCUGCACAUGUUGGACUUUCGACUUCCAUUAAAGCGCGUCCACACGGAACUCUCCUAGGCCCUGUCUGGUUUACUCAAUUAUCGGUCAUCAAAAUCUUAGCAGCUGGCAUGUAGAAGUUAUGUUUCCUCUUUUUGUAUCGACUUUCAAAAUGCCACAAUGCUGUAACGUGAUAUCACAAUGCUGAAGGACACACGUCACUUGUUGAUGGGAAUUUCCAACUAGUUUUAAUCUCAAACUCAAUGUUUUCAUUUACUAUUAUUGCUGCAUUUAAAUGAAUGAGCAACCAUGAAGUUGCCUGUUGAAGCCUCUUGAAGAAAGAACUGCUUAUGAAGGAUUAAAUUGUUCUCACUGUGAAUAAGACACCGUAUUGUUUAUAAAGAAUAGGACGUGUGUGAACGCGGUGUAAAAUAUAAUCCACUUUAUUUUUAUAUGUUACUACUGUUGCUGAAGGGAAGUGAGUGCGACUCAACUCGUUAAAUGUACUGUUUACAUGCAUGUUGAAAGAGAAUUUGUGACAGUUUUUACUCUGUUGUUUACCAGUUAAAAAGUUUGCUUGAGAAAAUCGUUCACCUGUUCGAUAUAUCGGAGAUCAAUAUUUCUACUGUAUAAUAUGAUCCUGAGUGCAGGUGAACAGUGUUGCCAUGUUUGAAGCUUUAACUUUGUAAAUACUGUAAAUAAAAUAGAUUUAUGUUGAAUCUGAAAUCUGAUCACUGUGGACUAAUAAAAAACAAAGUUAUUAAUAUCAGUGAUUUCAAGGAAUUAUGAUUUGAGACGGUUUUAUUUCUAGUUUGCAUCAUGGUUUCAGGCAUCAGAAAGAAAGGCUGAAGUAAAACUAGCUGUAGGUCUGGAAUCAGGUGAGACUGGUCUGUCUGGUAUCGGUGUGGCUCCACCUUAAGUACAGAAACAAGUGUGUUGAUGGGGGCAGGAGGAAAAUCCCAGUCUGGUUCCUGCUCUUCAGCAUUGAUUUGUUAAGAUAUAAAAAAUGUUAAGUAAAACGUUCA
Silurus meridionalis is the source of this 2133-nucleotide messenger RNA. RefSeq names its product claudin 23.1 (gene cldn23.1). NCBI's taxonomy places the organism in Eukaryota, Metazoa, Chordata, Actinopteri, Siluriformes, Siluridae. The record is from RefSeq and is a predicted model, not a curated record. Bases 267 to 1130 code for a protein of 287 amino acids. The transcript has a single exon. Gene Ontology annotation, biological process: cell adhesion; bicellular tight junction assembly. Gene Ontology annotation, molecular function: structural molecule activity. Gene Ontology annotation, cellular component: plasma membrane; bicellular tight junction.